UUGUCCCUUGAAAUGUGGCUAUUUGGAUACGGUUCGUUGUUAUGGUACACGGAUUUCCCGUAUCGCAGAGUUGUUGCUGGUGUGGUGCACGGAUAUUCUCGUCGGUUUUGGCAGUUAAGCCCCGAUCAUCGAGGCACACCCAGCAACCCCGGUCGUACUGUAACACUGGUGGAGGAUAAGGAUGGAUCUUGCUGGGGCUUAGCAUAUGAUGUAGCUGAAGAACAUGCGUCGGAUACAAUCAAAUAUUUGAAUGAGCGCGAAAAAGCGGGCUAUUUGAGGAAGGAAGUGGAAUUUCAUCCGGAUGAUGGUAGCCCAUCUUUCUAUGUCAAUGUAUAUCUGGCUGCGCUGGAACAGAACCCAUAUUAUACGGGCCCGACCGAUGACAGCGACGUUGUAGAAACUAUUAUGUCUGCACGUGGGCGAAGUGGGACAAAUAUCGAAUAUGCAUUACGACUGGCACAGUGUGUGCAUCGAUUGGCGCCGCAUUUCAACGAUGAAUAUCUUUUUGGGAUUGAGCAGAAAAUUCUGGACAAUUGCCGGCAGCUGAAUGUGCAUGAUGAUUGUUUGGCUGAAUGUGUUGCAGAUUACAGCUAUUCUGACGGAGUAGCAGGUGAAUAG
Messenger RNA from Gongylonema pulchrum, 618 nucleotides. Lineage: Eukaryota; Metazoa; Nematoda; Chromadorea; Rhabditida; Gongylonematidae. The record is from the annotation of a GenBank genome assembly.